AAUUGCUCAUGUUUUAUUUCCUCCUCUUAAAAAUGUCGAACUAUGACUGCAACUUUGAAAAAUUAGUAAUGAAAACAUGAUAUGUAAGACGUCAGAGAAAUUGUGCGAUAAAUUGCAAAAUAUAUGCGAAGAUAGAAAGCGAAAGUAGGCAUCCUAAAAAUAGAUAUCUUGGUAAGGGUUUCCCCAAAACGGCCUUUUUGAAUAUACAUAUAAAAAGCGCAAGAAAACAGAAGAGGAUAAUUUUCAUUAAAGGAGGUUAUAUUUUCCAGAAGAAAGGUCCAUUCCUGCAGAAAAAGGAAACAGAAAAAGGUUUCAUUAAUUCUAAGAAUCCUGAUGGUCUCAUGCAGUUAAUCACCUGACAUCAUAGAGAGGUUACCACGAGUUCAGAAUGGCGGAGGACCAGAAGGACCCGGAGGGUCCUUUAAGUGAUUUAUAUGAUUCAACAACAUUAGAGGAAAUUAUUAAAGAUAUUCAGAAAGGAUCAAAUGACCAGGGGCCUGGAAUGGAUAUUGAAGAUAUUAACGGCCCAACGAUUCAAAAUCCUGGUCCAAUACCAGAUGGUAAUCCAUACAAUGGAGGACUGAACAAUGGCCUCACACAAAGACAGUCAACAAUGAAAGUCAACGUAGCCAACCGCAUGACAAGGUUCAGAUACGACACCGAGCUUAAUAAUCGCAACAUUGGCAAAGAAGAACUCAUGUCAGUCAAGUUCAUCAAUAUAGAUACAGAGAUUUUUGUGAGAAUCCACUGCGUUGACCAUGUAAACAAAAAGGCACAUCCCUUCUGUUUGAUUGGAGACAGGUGUAAACAUGGACUGUAUUGUGAAAAAUUCACUCCCACUGCUGAAAAUAAGAGUACAUUAUCCUGUAAAGCAACCAUAAAAAUUCCCAAAAGAGGAGAAUAUGAAGAGGAACUCAAAAAACGAAAAGAGGCCAUGGAAAAACACCUGGGCUUAUUUAGUGAUGAAAUGAAGAAAGCUGGAUACUGGAAUACAAAUAAAAAUGUCAAAGAAUGUAAAUGUGUGUCAUUGUGUGUCGAGGCCUUCUACAAGUCAGGUCAUCAGAUGUUCAUGCUUAUGGAGAUCACCCCCAGCUUGUUAAAUGCCAAGGAGGGAAGGGGAUUCAGUGUCCACACCAUCCGUCCAUUUUCUCAUUACUGCACUGGCUCCCAGAGUCAAAACGAGAAUAUGCUGAUAGUUCUGACGGCCGACUCUUUUAUCCCCAAAGGGAUAGAGAUCAGAUUUCAAGAUGAUGAAGGAUGGUGUGUAAAAGCUGAGAAACCUACAAUAAUAAAAAAUGUACUAGAAGUGAAAAUACCACCAUACAGGAACAUCAAACUAGAGGAGGCCAAGCAAGUGAGAGUGUUUGUGAGGUCUGAUAGCAAGGUCAAUCUGGAGGCCAAUCCCAUCACCUUCAUGUACAAACCACAUGAAGGGACAGUGAUAGAAACCAAAAAAAGAAAACUGCAAGAUUACAGUAACAUUCCCGACGACAUUUUAAUGGAAGCAAAUGGUGCAGAUACAAAACUCAGAAUUAAAUCACAACUGGAACGUAGAAAAAAGAUCAGUAAGGCAAGUGCCACCAUUACAGCACCACAGCCAAAUGAUAGUUCCUGUGCCCAGAACAUUUUGCCCAGUGAACCAGUAUUCAAUCCAUCACAAAAUCUGGAUCCCAAUUUUGAUUUCCUCCAGAAUAUGACAUCUGCCACAUCUACAACAUCUGCCUCCAUUCCUGCUGUGCUGACUCCCUCUAAUGUUCCCUUCAAUUCUCCUACACAGCCUGGUUAUAUGGAUGCCAAUACCAGUCAGAGUAUGAUGUAUGGAAACCCCACCAAUCUAGAUUAUCAAUCAGCAGCCACAUAUCAGAUGCCAGUUUCAUCUCCUCAAGCAAAACCUCAGAUUUCUGCCCCACAGAUGAACAUGUCAGUUCAGUCACCACAAAAUCACUUGCCACUUCAGACCCCCUUGGGUCAAUUUUCUGUGCCCUCACCACAAAACAAUGCAGUUGGCUCUGUCACCUCACCCCAACCUCCCCAGUCUCCCAUGGGUAACAUAGGAAAGUUUAAGACUGUAGCCAUUGCUGGAACAAAUCAGUGGCUCCUUGUUGACCAGUUUGGGAAGCCUAUUCUUGUCCUGGGUGGUCAGAAUGAUGAAGUGUCAGCAAAUGUUGUUCAGGAGCUUCCCUCCAUGGGGAACAUGGGAUACCUUAGCAGUCCACCCCAGUACGACAUGUCUGCCUCCUAUCAGUCUGUCAACCAAUCUAGUGAUGUACUUUCAAUAAAUCCACUCCCCACAUCAACAGAUAAUGAUCUGGAGGUGGAUAAUGCUGGUGAGAGUGCAGAUACCUCUUCCUCUGUCAGUGCUUCUGGGUCACCUAAAAAAGGUAAACCACAAAACAAGUCAGGAACAUCAAAGUCAAGCGAGGACUCCAAGGAGGAGGAGGAGGCCGUAGAGGAAGAAGACGUGGAUGAGGCUACAAUGAGUAUGGAGAAGAUGAGUCUUGAGCUUCCUUGACCUACAUAGACAGGUGAUACAG
Saccostrea cuccullata (small rock oyster) is the source of this 2534-nucleotide messenger RNA. RefSeq lists its product as uncharacterized. The record is from RefSeq and is a predicted model, not a curated record. The transcript has 15 exons. Lineage: Eukaryota; Metazoa; Mollusca; Bivalvia; Ostreida; Ostreidae. Gene Ontology annotation, biological process: regulation of DNA-templated transcription. Gene Ontology annotation, molecular function: DNA-binding transcription factor activity; DNA binding. Bases 389 to 2512 code for a protein of 707 amino acids.